Angiostrongylus costaricensis is the source of this 1140-nucleotide messenger RNA. Lineage: Eukaryota; Metazoa; Nematoda; Chromadorea; Rhabditida; Metastrongylidae. The record is from the annotation of a GenBank genome assembly.
AUGCGGCUGAUGGGCUGCGUUUCUAGCGCCGGCGCGGAUGCGGAAGGCCGCGAGGCGCGGAAAGUCAACAAACAGAUCGAGGAGCAGCUCGCCAAGGACAAGCAGGUCAUGCGCGCCACACAUCGAUUGUUAUUGCUCGGUGCAGGUGAGAGCGGUAAGAGCACGAUUGUGAAGCAAAUGCGGAUAUUGCAUAUAAAUGGCUUCAAUGACGCCGAGAAAAUGGAGAAGAUUAAGGAUAUUCGGAGAAACAUACGAGACUCAAUGCAGGUAAUUCUGCGCGCCAUGAGCACGAUCGAUCCACGAGUGUUCCUGGACAAUCCAAGCACUCAGGCGAGCGUGGACUACGUAUUAAACUCUGUUAACGAAGUCGAUGGCGAAUUCUCACAGGAAUUCUAUGACCAUGUGGCCAAGUGCUGGGUUGAUAAAGGUGUGCAGGCAUGCUAUGAGCGGAGCAGUGAGUAUCAGCUGAUCGAUUGUGCGAAAUACUUCCUAGAUAAGAUCGACGUCGUCCGCCAGCCCAAUUAUGACCCUUCAGAACAGGACAUACUCCGGUGUCGUGUCAUGACGACGGGUAUUUUUGAAACAAAGUUCGAAGUUGAUAAAGUCCGUUUUCAUAUGUUUGAUGUGGGUGGCCAGCGUGAUGAACGGCGAAAGUGGAUACAAUGUUUCAAUGAUGUUACAGCAAUCAUUUUCGUUUGCGCAUCAUCGUCGUACAAUCUUGUUCUAUGGGAGGACAGCACACAGAAUCGAUUGCGAGAAUCGCUCUCUUUGUUCAAAAAUAUUUGGAAUAAUCGCUGGUUGAAAACGAUUUCUGUCAUCUUGUUCUUGAACAAGCAGGAUCUGCUAUCUGAAAAGAUCAAAGCCAAGCGAUAUUUGCUGGAGUCUUAUUUCCCAGAAUUCGCAAGCUAUCAGUUGCCCUCUGAUGCUGUUUUCGAUGCAGCGGAUGAUAAAGAUGUAGUGAGAGCGAAAUACUUUAUCAGAGGAGAAUUUUUGAGAAUCUCAACGGCGGCCGGCGACGGUCGACAUCAUUGCUAUCCACACUUUACAUGUGCUGUUGACACGGAAAACAUUCGACGGGUGUUCAAUGACUGUCGCGAUAUCAUUCAGCGCAUUCAUCUUCGACAAUACGAGCUUUUGUAG